GUCCGUCCUUUUAAAAAAAAGAAAAAACACACCAUGUGAUGGGAGGGAACCAAUAAGGAAGUGUGAGGGUUUUUUAAAUGAACAAGAGGGCCGGUUGGCUUUUGCGGCUGCGCAGUUGCUGGAGCGAUGGCUGAGCUGUGGCUGGUGCUGGCCGCCAGUUUUCUGGCGGCGCUGCUGGCUCUGCAGCUGCCUCGGCUGAAGCCCCCUCCCGGGCGCCCCUCGCUCAGCCUGGCGGCCGUCUUCCAGGAUCUCCUCCGCUACGGCAAGACCAAGAGCGGCUGCCAGCCACGCCCGCCCCAGCUGCAGGUCUUCGACGUGCCCAAGAGGUGACCGAAGCGACCCUAUGAAUGUGGGCAUGUGACCCUGGGCAUGUGCAGAGUGCCUGAUGAGACUCGUGGCAUUGUAGAACUGGAAGGGGAACCCGAGGGCCAUCUAGUCCGGCCCCCUUGCAAUGCCGGAGCAGGGUGGAUUUGAUUUACAUCAAAUCGAUUUAAACCACUAGUCAGUGAGGAAGUCACUUAACAAUGUUACAAAGAUUGGAUUAAGUACAAUUAAGAUGUAUGUUUGUUUGUUUGUUUGUUUGUUUAAAAUUUUUGGAAAAUCAAUUUUAAAAAAUAGAAAAAAUAAAAUAAACCACUAGUCAGUAAGACUUGAUUUAAAUCAUUUUUUUAACAGAAUGACUCAUUUUUUUCUGGUAUAAUCUUAAUGUUUACAGCCAGAUGAAGGUUUCGUUUUUGGAAUGAUAAAUUUUCAGAGUAGUUUUUACAGUUAUAUCAAAAAUUACUGAUUUGGUUAUACUAUUAGAGAUACAUAGACAGAUAAUUAUUAAAUGAUGGUGGGGUUUAAUGAGUUAACUGUUUAUAUUUGGACAACUUUUCUGCUGUACUUUAUUGGAAGGAGGAAAAAAAAUUUCCUUAAUAACAAUUUAAACAAUUUAUUUAACUAAAAGAAUAACAUUAUAGCAUAUGCAUCCAUGUUUGUUAACUGAUGUGCUUAAACAUUUUUUUAAAAAAUACCUUGGUCUGAGUUUUAGCACACAUGAAAAACUUAAACCAAAUCCUUAUUUCCUGAUGGAUAGCCUUUGGACUAUAAUGUAACUUAAAUAGCAAACUAUCUUUAGAAAGAUUUUUCCUCCAAAAGCAUUUUAUUUGAAAUAUCCAAUUUAAAUAUUUAAAAAUCCAAUUUAUUUUUUUUUAAAAAUCCAUUUUUAAAAUAUAAUAAUAUUGAAAUCAUAUUUUUUUUAUCCACCCUGUUCCUGAGUAAGAUGCAUAUGGUUGCAGCCCAUGCAGUAUGAUUUAGACAAAAUGAACAAAAUCGGAAUUGUAAUUUCUUAUUUAGGCAGAAUAAUGGGAAAAAAUGCCUAAGACAUCAUUCCAAGCAAUGUGGGCGAACUUAAAAUUACGUUUUGAGUCUGCUGUUGUUCUAAAAAUAGUCAUUCAAUUCAGUAUAUGGUCUUGCCAAUCUCAUUCUCUCUGAAAUUAAGGCAUGAACUAAAACAUCAAUUCUAGGCUGGGUGGGUGCGUGGCUUCCUAUUGUUAAAUGGGUAAAGCCAAUAAACAUGACAAAUAGGUUUUUUGAAAGUUGCAACUUGAGAUGGUAGUGAACGUAUUACCUUGGCAGUUCAGUGAAGGAAGGAAGAGAGUGUUGGGAAAAAUAUUUUUGUGAGUCGGCCAUGGCAAAUGAAGGAAAGGCAACAGAAGGUUAGAAUAUAGGGAAUGUGGUUGUAGGGAAUAAAACAGUAAACUGUCAGUGCUUCCUUCUACAGGUGGUUCUACCACUUCUAUGUUGUGUCAGUGAUCUGGAACGGUUCCGUGCUGCUGUUGCUUCUCCAAAGCCAUCUUCUGUCAAGGCCCUUCCCUAUUUGGCUUCAGGACGUCCUCAGCAUUCUUGACGGAGUAUCACAGGACCAUGAUGGAGGUGUGUCGACUCCUGAGAAAUUUAUUUAUUAAAUUUGUAUACUGCCCUUCAUCCAAAGUUUGCAGGGCGGUUCACAACCUAAAAAGACAAAAUGAGACUACAAACUACAUUAAAAUAAAAAAACAAAGCAGUAACACACCCACACCCACAUUUCAAAGGCCAUAGAAUAUUUAAUCAGCCAAAGGCCUGGAUAUAGAGAAACAUUUUUGGCUGGUUCCUAAAGAUAUGAAAUGAAGGUGCUGGACGAGCUUCCCUGGGGAGAAAUUUCCACAAGCAGGGAGCCAUUGCAGAACAGGCCCAUUCUCGUGUUGCCACCCUUCAGACCUUCGUGGAGGGGGGUGGCACAUGAAGAGGGGCCCCAGACGAUGAUUGCAGGGUCCAGAUCAGUUCAUAUGGGGAGAGGCAGUUGCUUCAUAGUCAGUGGUAUCGAAAGCCACCCAGAGGUUGAGGAGAAUUAACAGGGUCACGGUUCCCCAGACUCCCUCCCAACAGAGGUCAUCAUACAGGGCGGCCAAAACUCUUUCUGUUUCGAAACCUCCUGAGACUCCUGAGAAUCAUAUGAACUGUUGCUUGUCAUGGAAAAAUAUUUUAUUUUUUAUUUUUUUAUAAAGAAUAUUUAUUCCAAUUUUAAAGUUACAAAAAAAAAAAAAAAAAAAAACACAAACCACAUACAUCUUACAAAAAACAGACAAUAAAAAAGAAAUAAAAAAGACAAAAAGUCACAAUAAAAAAAUAACAAAAAUCAAAUUAGACCAUUACAACCAUUUUCCCAUUACUUGUUUCCAUGACUUCCUCUCACCUCCCUGCUUUGUAUUCUAGUUUAAAUCGUAUCUCCAGCAAAUCCUUCUAACCUUCUUUUCUUUUACUUAUUUUAACAUUCGAAAGUACUUAAUUCUCCUCUAUCCUCAUUUUACACUUCAUGCUUACUUAUUCCAUUAUACCCUGUCUGCCAAUACGGUCUAAUAUUCUUCUCCAACCUUUUUCUAACAUUCUUUUAUAUUGCAGUGUUUCUGAAGAUAUGUUUUAAAUUUUUUCCAGUCUUCUUCCAUCAACCCUUCUUCCUGAUCUCGAAUUCUGCCGGUCAUCUCAGCCAGUUCCAUAUAGUCCAUCACUUUCCUCUGCCAUUCUUCUCGGGUAGGCAAUUCUUGUGUCUUCCAGUAUUUCCCAAUGAGUAUUCUUGCCGCUGCUGUCGCAUACAUAAAAAAAAUUCCUAUCUUCCCUUCUCACCAAUUGGCCGACCAUGCCCAAGAGGAAAGCCUCUGGUUUCUUCACAAAAGUGUAUUUCAAUACCUUUUUUAAUUCAUUAUAUAUCAUUUCCCAGAAGGCCUUGAUCUUUGGGCACGUCCACCAAAGGUGGAAAAAGGUUCCUUCAUUUUCUUUGCAUUUCCAACAUUUAUUAUCAGGCAAAUGAUAGAUUUUGGCUAGCUUGACUGGGGUUAGAUACCACCUAUAGAUCAUUUUCAUUAUAUUUUCUCUUAAUACAUUGCAAGCCGUAAACUUCAUACCUGUGGUCCAUAACCGCUCCCAGUCAGCAAACAUAAUAUUGUGUCCAACAUCUUGUGCCCAUUUAAUCAUAGCAGACUUAACCAUUUCAUCCUGUGUAUUCCAUUUCAACAGCAGAUUAUACAUUCUUGACAGAUUUUUAGUUUUAGGUUCUAACAAUUCCGUUUCCAGUUUAGAUUUUUGCUCCUGGAAACCAAUCUUUUAUCUAGGUUAAAAACCUCCCUUAUUUGGUAAUAGUGAAGCCAAUCUCGAACUUUAGUUUUUAAUUUGUCAAAACUCUGCAAUUUUAAUUUAUCUCCAACUUGUUCUAGAAUUUCACAAUAUUUUGGCCAGUUUGUCUCCAUAUUUGUUUUUUUCAAUGCCUUUGCCUCCAUUGGUGACAGCCACCUUGGUGUUUUACUUUCCAACAAAUCCUUAUAUCUCACCCAAACAUUAAACAAUGCUUUCCUGACAAUAUGAUUCUUAAAGGCCUUAUGCGCUUUAACUUUGUCAUACCAUAAAUAUGCAUGCCAUCCAAACACAUUAUCAAAACCUUCUAAAUCUAAAAUGUCCACAUUUUCAAGAAGUAGCCAAUCUUUCAGCCAACAAAAAGCGGCUGAUUCAUAGUAGAGUUUAAGGUCUGGCAGGGCAAAUCCCCCUCUUUCCUUCGCAUCUGUUAAUAUCUUAAAUUUUAUUCUAGGCUUUUUGCCCUGCCAGAUAAAUUUAGAAAUAUCUCUUUGCCACCUCUUGAAACAGUCCAUUUUGUCCACAAUUUGCAAUGUUUGAAACAAAAACAACAUUCUAGGCAAUACAUUCAUCUUUAUCGCAGCAAUUCGGCCCAACAAUGAUAACUUCAAUUUUGACCAUAUUUCUAAAUCCUUCUUCACUUCUGACCAACAUUUUUCAUAAUUAUCUUUAAACAGAUUCACAUUUUUGGCAGUCAUAUUCACCCCUAGAUAUUUCACUUUAUUAACAAUUGUUAAUCCUGUCUCUUUCUGAAACCUCUCCUUCUCAAUCUCUGUAAGGUUUUUCUCUAAUACCUUAGUUUUCGUCUUGUUUAAUUUAAAACCUGCUACUUGACCAAAUUCUUGGAUUAAUUGUAAUACUCUUUUUGUACUAGCUUCUGGCUCCUGUAAUGUCAAAACUAAAUCAUCAGCAAAAGCUUUCAAUUUGUACUGUUUAGCUCCGAGUUGUAUACCUUUAACCAAUUGGUCUUUUCUAAUCAUAUUGAGCAAAACCUCCAGGACCGAUAUAUGGGGAGAUUGGGCAACCCUGUCUUGUUCCUUUCUCUAUCUUAAAUUCUUCUGUAACUACAUUGUUCACAAUAAGCUUGGCUUUUUGUUCCGAAUAAAUUGCACCUAUACCAUUUUCAAAACUUUGGCCUACCCCCAUCCCCUGCAAAUUUUUCUUCAUAAAACUCCAAGAUAUAUUGUCAAACGCUUUCUCUGCAUCUACAAAUAUUAAGACAGCUUUAGUAUUGAUAUUAACUUGCAAUUUUUCCAAAAUAUUAAUAAUAUUCCUAGUAUUAUCUGACAAAUGUCUCCCAGGGAGAAAGCCCGCCUGGUCUUUAUGAAUCUCUUUUACCAAUACAUUUUUUAAUCUUUUUGCCAUAAUUUCCGCAAAAAUUUUGUAAUCCACAUUAAGUAGAGAUAUGGGACGGUAGUUCUUCAACUGUGUCUUCUCCACUUCGGUUUUUGGUAUAAGUGUAAUGUAUGCUUCUUUCCACGGUUCGGGUGCUUUUCCUCCCCGUAGUAUUUCAUUGCAAAGUUCUUUCAACGGUUGCAAUAACCAUUCUUUCAAAGAUUUGUAGUACUUUGCAGUUAGUCCAUCCGGCCCUGGGGAUUUGCCCAAUUUCAUAUUCUGAAUGGCUCCUUCCACCUCUUGAUCAGAUAUUGUGGAGUUUAAUAUUAAUUUACUCUCUUGAGAUACUUUUUGUAAUCCAUUAUUUUUCAAAAAUCGGUCAAUGUCUAAUUCUUUCUGAGUCGCUUGUCAUGGAAAAAUAAAACCCCUGUGUUCUCCUUGUGGGAUCCUUUCCUCAGGGCUCUAUCUGCUCCACUUAAACAGUGUCUUAAAACUCAAAACUAUUUCCCCUGAACAUGUAUAUCAGUGCAUGCUAUAAUUUUUUAACAUAUCUUCACAGUUGCACCACUGGCAGUAGAACGACUUCCUUUACUUUCCCCUAUCAUUUACAGAUGCAAGUUUCCCUUGAGCACACAUUUCAAGGUUUGGGUUCUCCUGGAAGUGUACCACUUGAGAAUGCAGGUGGAGCAUUUUUUUGUUUGAAUGUUCCUUCAUGUAAAAGAGAAACUCCUUGCAUGUCGGAAAAAUGGCUAGGGUGGGACCCUUGUAUCAGACACAUUAGCUUUUCACAGGCAAGGAAUUCGCCACUUAGAUCAUUCAGAUGAGCAGCCUUGCACUUGAAUCUCAUAGUAGGUGGAUGUUUUGCAAUUAUGAUGAAAUACAUUAUUCGCUGCCCUGAUGAGAUGAGCCAGAUUAUUCCUAAAGUAAAUGAACAGUUUUGAAAGUGCCCAAUGCAAUAAUGGUUCUGCCGAUAUUGCGAAGUUCUUGGAAUUCUGCAUGCAAACAUAAUGCAAUGUGUCUGAGUUCUUGUUUUUGCAAGCAUUUACUUUCUCUUUUGAUCCUGCUGUUCAUCUGCCUUUUAAUGAGAAUCUGACAUGUCUGGUGAAAAGAGCAGUUGUUUUACACGGUAACCUGUGUUGGAUUUCUAGGUGGUGAAUCCUUGUCUGUUUUCCUGGUUUGCCUCUUUGUCUGGUUAAACAGCUGUAGACGGCUAAAAGAGUGUCUUCACAUCAGUGUGUUCUCAGGAGGUGUCAUCCAUAUUGUACAGUACUGCUUUGGACUCUGUUACUAUGUUCUGCUGGGCUUAACUUUGUUAUGUCAAGUGCCAACCAAUGUCCGGGAAGGUAAGUAUCUUAUUUAGCAUCAGCAUCUUAUAUAAUGCUUCUUUGUUUUCCAUGGGAGUAGAUUAGGCUGAAGCCUGGUCAACACACAGCAAAAUGGAACGUAAGAGUAUAGAAAGCUAUAAACUUAUAAGGAUUUUAAAGAGCUCUUUUUUUUCCAAACGAAAACAAAUCCAGAGUAGCAGAAUACUCCUAACAUCACAUCCUUGAUCUGGUUUGGGGACAUCUUACUCUGAGAUACAGUGGGAUGUAGCUUGCUGUUGAAAAACUACCCCAAAAAUAUUUGUAUUCAGGGUUUUUUUAAUAUAGGUCUGGAUUAGAGAUAAGUAUCUUUUCACCUUAAGAUUUGAGGUGUCCAUUUCUUUUAGUUCCCAAAUACUAAUAAUGCAGAGACUUGUUCAAUGUAGGAAGCCACAGGUCAAACAUAAUCACAAGGAUAAUAAAGAAUGCAUUUACUAGGGCCAGCUUCUGUUCACAAAUCAGUAUGUGAGCUUUUAGUUUACGCAGAACUCUUUUGCAGACUGGAUUGAAAUAGUUACUGAAGUAGAACUCUGUGGCACAUACUUGCAUGUAGUUUUGUGCGAAUUUAUGCCAUAAGUGUUUUUAUAAAUAUUUGUUUCCCUUAUUGUAGACCAAGGUAAAAUGCCUUUACCUCUUUCUUUGGGGGGGGGGGGAUUAAAUCAAACAAGAAUCGGGAGCAGGCAGGGACAGAGAGAUUUCUGUUGUCUGUGUGAGUUCUGGCCUAGUACAUACUGCAGAGCUGGGAUUUUAAACUAGUUCCUGUUGAUGAAUCACAGAAGUACACCAUAUUAAAUUUGCUGUAAGUGUCUAUAAGUUGUUGCUUUAUUAAAUUCAUUUGCUUUUAUGAAAAAUUCCCCCAUUAGUUAUCAGAUCUACAGAAAUAUGCCAUAAUUUAAGAAUUUAUUUCACUUCUGUGCAAUGUUCCUUUAAGUCAGGGUUGGGGAACCAGUUGGACUACAGUUUCCAUCAUGUCUGACCAUUGGCCAUGAUGACUGAACCUGAUGGAAAUAUCUGGAGGGCCACAGGUUCCCCAUUCCUGCUUUAUGUGUUGAUUUGCCAGCCCUCCUAGCUCAAACACUACUUAAUUUUUUGCCUCUUUUGUUAGUUGGGGGUAUCAUAGAAACGAUAAGCAUGACAGUAUGCCAGAUCUUUAGAAUAAGGACUGUAGGGAAGAAUUUGAUACUCCUCUGUAUCUUGAACGUGGCGUUAAGAGUGUCGUCCAAGAUGAGACAUGCAGUUGGGAGAACCGCCUGAGCUAGCUGCUAGAAGAAAUAUAGAUUCUGAUUCUUUUAGCAUCUAAACAUACCCUCUUUCUGCAUAAUUCAGGGAAAGAUCACCGACUGACUGUCUGCUGGUACCACGUCCUUGGAGUCCUGAUGUUCAUUUGGGCCUCUGUUCAUCAACAUAGAUGUCAUGUGAUUCUAGCUAAUCUUAGAAAAAAUAAAUCAGGUAAGAUAUUUUGCUGUUUGUUCUAGUCUAGCUUUUGCUCCUCCAGGUAAAAAACGUUACAGUACCUUGCACAUCCAUAAUCUUGCAAGUAUUGUUGCUUUCCCCACAACACUAAUACCCACAAAUUAGAUCAGUGCUGGUGAAAAUGGGAUGUAUUUCAACAUUAUUCCUCAGCUAGACAAGACUAACACCUGUUUACUUUUUGCUAUUUCAGGGAAAGUACUAAAUUUGGACCACAGUAUUCCUUUCGGCGACUGGUUUGAGUUUGUGUCCUGUCCGCAUUACUUUGCCGAACUUCUAAUAUACCUGUCGAUGGCUAUCAUGUUUGGGUUUAACAAUUUAACGUGGUGGCUUGUUGUGACUUAUGUGUUCUUCAGCCAGGCAGUGAGUGCCGUUUUGUGCCAUGAAUAUUACCUGAGCAACUUCAAACAGUAUCCAAAGUGUCGGAAAGCCUAUGUACCCUUUCUUUUUUAGGCUGUUCAUCUUAACUUGGGGAAUGGAAAUCUUUUUCUAGGUGUCAAGAGGCUGUUAUAAGCAGAGGAUUUGACUAAAACUGAAUUGAUGCAGAUCGGUCUGAAAUCCUUUUACCACUUAGUUUUUAGAAUGAACUGCUGUGGUAUAUGGAAACAAUCAGUUUAUGAAUACUCAAAAGGAAGUAUCAUUGAGUUCAAAGUGGCUUACUUUCAGGUAAGCCCAUUGAACACAGCAAAACUUACUUCUGAGUAUGCUAAGAUCAUACUGUGAACAAAGAGAUACUGUGUGUGUCCAUCUCCCCCACCAAAUGCUCAAACCUGAAGCCAUAUUUCUUAUAUAUGGCCUUAUUGAGAAGGAAUUAUUUACAUAGUAAGAGCAAAGACGGCACUAUUGAACAUGUAUUUAUUUUUCUGCACUCGUUCUGUGCAGCAUGUAGAACUGAAAGAAACUGCUGCACCUUUAGUCCGAUUCACAUAUUCAUGCACAUCAUUUGAAUAAUGAAAUGAUGAAAAAUCAUUUUAAUGGCCCUUGCGUAUGUGAAUGGACUCUUUUGAACCACAUUGCUAAUAGUUACUUGGAACAAUUACCAUGCAUGUGUAAAUUGGCUGUUCUUAUUUCUACACUUGAAAAUUAUACUACCUUUCAUUUUGAAUAUUUAGAAGCAGAAAUCUCGACUGCAGCUUCUUAUUCUAUAAAGCUUGAAGGCAAGGCACAACCUGGAAAAUUAAAUAACUCUGUUGCUGUCAUUCCUUCAUAAGAAAAUUGUAUGCGAGAACUGUUUCCUGUAGUACAGAGAAUAACAUUGUCGUGUUUCUCACAAACGCCUAUGUUUAAAUGGAGACUUUGCACUGUGUGAACCAUUCUAGAUAAGCGCAUAGGUGUUCAGAACAAUGCAAAUAUAGAAAAUGUAGUUGCACGUCAUGGUUUCGAUCCAAAACUAAGGAGACCACAGCCAUGUGAUGCAACAGUUUUCGGGGUCAGGCUUCCUGCCCCAAUGCAACUUUGCAAGUUACAGCGCUGGAAGAUCAUUGCAGGCCCAUGGCCAUGCACAGUUAUUUCCUAAGAAUGUAAGGAUUAGAAAUUCUGAAUUUAAAAAAAAGGAAGCCGGUGGAGGAGAAUAUCUUAUGCUUUCAGCAACCUGUUAAUACUUGAGAAGCUACAUAACUGCAUUGACAUUUCAUAAAAUAAGCCUUCCCAAUAGCCUCACAUACGUAUUUCCUCCAACCAACCAAAAGAUGGUUCUGGGUAGCUCAGUUCAUGUGCUCUACCUCACUCCAGCUACACUGUUUGUCUUUUUCAGCUCACAGUGAAGUGGGUCUCCUUGCACAAGGGUCUGGAAACCCCUGGUAAUGGUUUUGAAAAAAUGCUUUUGGAAAUCCAGGUGUCCCAUCAAUGCUCUCCUAAGUACUGUUAAUCUGAACAUGUACUCUACCCAUCACACACACACACACACACACAAACACACACACACACACACACACACACACACACACACACACUGUUGGAAGAUGUGAUAUUGGUUAACCCUAUUAAUGUCUUUCACACCAGGGUAGUUGAACAUAUAGCACUACUGUAGUAUCAUCUAUUUUAUUAUUUAUUUUCAUAUGAGUGCGUGGGAGCAAAGGCUUAAAGAUUUUCUUCAUAAUGUAACAAGCCCAAGAAAGCUAGGGAAAGACGUUUGGGUCUCACAAACUUUUCUUAGGAUCAAAUUUUGUCUGGUACAGCAAUGACUUACAUUUUUAUACAACUAUUUAAAAUGGAUGGUGUGUAUUUUAUACUAUUUUAUCCAUCUGUUGUAUGUAGAAUACCCAAUGUAAUAUUUACAUAUUUAAUAAAAACCUGAACCACUGGUCUGCUUUGAAAGAAGCAAA
Messenger RNA from Podarcis lilfordi (Lilford's wall lizard), 10135 nucleotides. The record is from the annotation of a GenBank genome assembly. Lineage: Eukaryota; Metazoa; Chordata; Lepidosauria; Squamata; Lacertidae.